ACCACAGCCCUGGACGAUGCCAGGCAAUCUAGAGAUGUAUGUAGCCUGGCACGUCGGAUUUUUUUGGUUUGUUUUGCUGUCCGGGGAUGGGGUAACGACCUACUACUAUAUACCUAGCCUAAUGCUCCCCGAAGGCGGGGGUUUCACCACUGCAGAUCUCUUAGUUGGGGGGGUACAUAGAGUAUGUACGGCGAGUGGGAGAAGGUGCAAACAACGUCAACAUACAUACCUGGGCGGAUACGGGAUAUUGGAUAUGGGAUAUGGGGGGAGGGGGAGUUAUUUCGGAGUGCUGGAUGGGAAAGCCGGCUUCGAGAGAUGGUGGUGGUGGUGGUGGUUGUGGCGGUGACCGUGGUGACCGUGGUGAUAGAAACCGGUGAAGGCCGCCAGGAGUAAGCACUUGGCUGGAG
Molecule: messenger RNA, 407 nt
Organism: Tricharina praecox
Lineage: Eukaryota; Fungi; Ascomycota; Pezizomycetes; Pezizales; Pyronemataceae
Exons: 1
Coding region: 17-346 (109 amino acids)
Source: RefSeq, a predicted model, not a curated record